Symbiodinium pilosum is the source of this 745-nucleotide messenger RNA. Lineage: Eukaryota; Dinophyceae; Suessiales; Symbiodiniaceae. The record is from the annotation of a GenBank genome assembly.
GCGAAUAUGUGCCUUCUCCGGCGUGGCUGCUGCUGUUCUCGCGUUUGAGAGGCUUCUGCCGUUGCCAUGCUUUUCCCAACCUGCGCCAACAUCCAAGGUGCCCAAAGAGAGCACCAAUGAAGAUGUACUGACGACCGAAGAGCUGAAACGGGCAGCAAAGCGUUUGAACGUUGAGCUUCGGGAAAACGUCGCAGGGCCUUGGUACCAGAUUGAGCUUUGGAGCGGAGAUCGUCAGCUGGGUAAAACCAGCGGUUGGGCCCAGCCUUGGGGCAGCCUGCACCUGGAGACGAUCGAGGUGCGAAAGUUCACAGGCUACUGGGUGGCGAAGCCCGCAAGGGGAGAGGCCAAGGAACCCGAGCAGGCAGAGGCAGAUCAGGCAGCAGUGGAGGCGGAGGAGAAGAAGCGCUACGCUGACAUUGCCAAGGUAGCACGAUGGUUUGGCUUACUGCUCUCCAUGGCCAUUGCCUGCUGGAACAGGGAAAGAUCUCCCUUCUUCUGCAAGGAGGCAUUCCUGCUGGCCAUCUAUGAUGAAGACAAGCAGCAUGAGCGUCUCGUCCGUUAUUACAAAGGCCUUGGCUUCAAGGUCAUCAAAGAUGCGGAGAGCAUCGAUUAUCAGGACCAGGUGAUCUGGGGCGGACAGGGCACACUGAUGCGCACUGACGAGGGAGACUUCAUGCGAAGAUGGACGCCUGUGGUGCGGCAACUGGCUGGGCCUAAGCGGAUGGGCCGGAGUGACCCUGCCUGA